Molecule: messenger RNA, 6039 nt
Organism: Globicephala melas (long-finned pilot whale)
Lineage: Eukaryota; Metazoa; Chordata; Mammalia; Artiodactyla; Delphinidae
Gene: ZNF804A
Product: zinc finger protein 804A
Cellular component (GO): nucleus
Source: RefSeq, a predicted model, not a curated record
GGCGCUGCGCUGGGGGGCGUCUCGCUCGCCGCGCGCUCCCACUCGCGCCCAGACCGGCGCUGCCGUGGGUCCCGGCGGCGGCGGGGGAGGGCGGAGGGAGGCCGCGGGUGACAGAUGUACUCCUCUGACAGCUCUCAGUAUCAGCCCAGUGGCUCCCUGCCAUUGGCUCAGUGCAAUGGACCGGCAACGCCGCUCAAUAUAAUAACACUCAUGCCUGCCAGCAGCAGCAACUCCGAGUGCUGGCACCGAGAGCGGGGGAUGCUGCUGCCGCCGCCGCCGCCGCCACCGCCGCUGCCGCUCGGGCGGCUCCCGCUGCCCGGCUCCGCUCGGCCGCGCAGCCGGCAUUGACUCGCGCUCCGCUCCUGGCUGCCUGGCCGGCCCCUCCCAGCCCGGGAUCCUCCCGCGGGGCGAAUCGCUCUAAGGCGCAUUAGGAGAGAAACACAGCUGAGACGGACAGCGCGGCGAGCAUGCGGAGGCGGAGGAACCUCGGCGCGCACGGCAGAGGCGCGUAGUGAUCCUGUCUCCGGCGGGCGUGCGAGAGAGGCGGCGGUUCGCCCUGGCGGCGGGUCCCUAGCCCAACCUCCCCGGGCCCCGGCGCGCUGCGGCUGCUGGCGCGGGGUGCCUGGAAGCGGCGGCUGCGGUGGAGGAGGCGGCGGCUGCUCCAUGGAGUGUUACUACAUUGUCAUCAGCUCCACGCAUCUCAGCAACGGACACUUUCGCAACAUAAAGGGAGUUUUCCGGGGCCCUCUCAGCAAGAACGGGAACAAAACUCUGGAUUAUGCUGAGAAGGAGAACAGCAUAGCAAAAGCUCUGGAAGAUCUGAAGGCCAAUUUUUACUGUGAACUCUGUGACAAGCAGUACUAUAAGCAUCAGGAGUUUGACAAUCACAUUAAUUCAUAUGACCAUGCCCACAAGCAGAGACUCAAAGAACUAAAACAAAGGGAAUUUGCUCGAAAUGUAGCAUCUAAAUCCAGGAAAGAUGAAAGAAAACAGGAAAAGGCACUCCAACGCCUGCACAAGCUGGCCGAGCUAAGAAAGGAAACUGUAUGCGCUCCUGGAAGUGGUCCUAUGUUCAAGUCAACAACUGUUACUGUGAGAGAAAAUUGUAAUGAAAUUUCCCAAAGAGUUGUGGUGGAUUCAGUUAAUAACCAGGAAGAUUUCAAAUGUACUUUGAUUCAUAGCCAAGAGAAUGCUAAAGGUGUUACCACUGUUGCUACAGAUCCAGAAAGCGUGAAAAGUUAUACCGCCAAAAAGAGCCAACUUGGAGAUCAAGCCCAGGGGAUUCACAGACACAAAAUUGGCUUUUCUUUUGCAUUUCCAAAGAAAGCAUCCGUGAAGCUGGAGUCCUCAGCUGCAGCCUUCUCUGAAUACAAUGAUGAUGCCUCUGUGGAAAAAGGAUUUAGCAGAAAAAGUAGAUUUGUCCCCGGUGCUUGUCAUCUUCAACUCUCUUCACCAACAGAUGUGCUUUUGAGUUCUGAGGAGAAAGCUAAUUCUUUUCAUCCACCAGAAGGAAGGGGCACUGACAAAGAAACUGCUCAAACUCAAGAGAUGAAAGAAGUUUCUAGUGAAAAAGAUACAUUACUAUUACCUCCAUUUUGCCAGUUUCAACUCCCUUCAUCAUCUGAUGCAGAUAAUUGUCAAAAUUCAGUCCCUUUGGCAGAUCAAAUUCCACUGGAAGAUGUUAUUAUUAAUGAAGACAUACCUGUAAGUGGUAACACUUCUGACUUGCUAGGAAAUAAAUCCAUAGUUCCUGAUAUGGCUAAUGACUGCUUGUCUUUGCAAGCUACCAUAGAAGAAAGUGUUAAGGACAAUGAUGCAUCCACGACUGAAGCUGAAUAUAAAAAUCACAGCCCUGACAUGUUGGCCCCUUUAAAUUCUGAAGAGGAUAAUAUAACCCUACGUAAAAAAAUGGAUUUAUAUAAAAGACCAUGUGAGCCAUUUGUACCCGUACUUAACAAAGAUGGAUCCACAGUUCUUCAGUGGCCAUCAGAAAUGCUGAUUUACACAACUACUCAACCAUCAGUUUCCUAUAGCUGUAAUCCUCUCUGUUUUGACUUCAAGUCCACUAAAUUAAACAACAAUCUAGAUAAAAAUAAGCUGCCCUUAAAUGAUCUUUCUUCUCAUCAGAAGGGAGAAGGCAUUUGCAAGAGACCAGUUUUAGAUUGCAAGGACGCAUCUGUGACAGGACUUACUGAUCAUGAAAUUGGAGGUAGCAGAAAUGGAUAUACCCAAGUCACUCCUCUUUUUGCUGGUGAUACGCUCUCCAAUAGCUGUGAUUCCGGAAAAAAUGAGAGUAUGAGUCAGAGGUAUAAAAAUAUUUCCUGUAGGAUCAGAAAAACAAAAAAAUAUACUUUUACUAAAAAUCAGAUAAAACAGGAUGUUCUUGGUGGCAAAUACAACAAAAUAAGAUUGAAAGAUACUAACGAACUCUGGUUCCAUAAAAGUGGAAGAAAGAAAAAAAGAAGAAAGUUAUGUCACCAUGAUUAUGGAAAGAAAACCAAAGAAUCAGAAACGUAUUUCAAAAUGGAAAGAGAAAAUAGUUACACUGAUAAAACUAGGAAAAAUCUACUGGAAACAAUUUCAGAAAAACAGUAUUUAGCUACAGAGCAAUUAUUAGACUCACAGCAAUUACCUGAUAAAAGGCCCAAAUCAGCAUCCAUAUACUUAAGUGAAAAUGAAGAAUUGUGUAAAACCCAGAACACUGAAUACAAUAAUAAUAAGAAUAUUAUCAGUUCUAAAAACCACUGUAAAAAGAGCUCAGUUGUUUUCAAUGGACAAUCCAAUUCAACAAUGAUACGUUCUGUGAAACAUAAUUUAACAUACUCCAGAACUUACUGUAGUUGGAAAGCCAAAACGUCCAGCUGUAGUCAAGAUCACAGAUGCCUAGUUCUUCAAAAUGAAAUGAAAUGCAUGAGUCAGAACCAGGCAGUUAAAAGAGGUUAUAAUUCUCUCAUUAAUGAAUCAGAAAGAUGCCAUCAAAAACGUAGACAACAUUCAUAUUCUUAUUCUUCAGAUGAAAGUUUAGAUCAACAGAAUUAUCUACCAGAAGAAUUUUUGAGGCCACCCCAUGCUUCUGCUCCUUGUAAACCUAAAAGGAAAUGGAGGAGAAAAAGUAGAUUCCACACCAGUUUUGAAGCUUUGGAACUCAAAGAGAAGACAGAUUAUCCUAGGAAAGGUAAUUCUUUCUUACAUCACCCGGAUGAAAUAAUAAGUGAAGACAGAAAAGAGGAAAUAAAACCACAAGAAACUGCAAAUGUCAAAAGGAACUCAGAACAAAUGGACCAAGUAGAAAAUAAACUGUCUUUGCCCGCUAGCAGUCCCCUUCCUUCUGAAACCAGUGGUGAAACUGAGCAGGUCGUAAUGGAGACCACUUCUGGUGAACUGUCAGAGAUUUCCAAUGAACCCACCACUUCAGUCUACAUAGCUAGUGCCCCAACGAAAGAAGAAAUGGACAGUACCUUGCUUGAACACAAAGAAAGAAGUGAGAAUACAAAUAUUAAUGAGAAGCAAAUUCCUUUCAAGAUGCCUAGUAUUGAAAGGAACUUUAGACAGUCACAACCUAAAUCAUACCUUUGUCAUUAUGAACUGGCUGAGGCCCUUCCACAAGGAAAGUUGAAUGAGGCGUCAACUGAGUGGCUGUGUUUUAAUUCAGGAAUCCUUAACGCACAACCACCAUUACCAUUCAAAGAAGCACAUGUCAGUGGCCAUACCUUUGUAACAACGGAGCAGAUCCUGGCUCCGUUAGCUUUACCAGAACAAGCAUUAUUGAUUCCAAUAGAAAACCAUGACAAGUUCAAAAAUCUACCAUGUGAAGUCUACCAGCACAUCAUUCCGCCAAGCAUGCUGGCCAACAAGGUCAAAUUCACUUUUCCUCCAGCUGCCCUCCCACCCCCUAGCACACCUCUGCAGCCUUUGCCUUUGCAGCAGCCCUUGUGUUCUACCUCUGUAACCGCUAUCCACCAUACUGUUUUGCAGCAGCAUGCAGCAGCUGCUGCAGCCGCAGCAGCAGCUGCCGCUGCAGGAACCUUUAAAGUGCUUCAACCACACCAACAGUUUCUGUCCCAAGUCCCAGCUCUCACCAGAACAUCGUUACCUCAGAUCUCAGUAGGACAAGUAGGACCAAGGCUUUGUCCUGGGAAUCAGCCAACUUUUGUUGCUUCUCCUCAGAUGCCAAUCAUUCCAGCUUCAGUUCUUCAUCCUAGCCAUCUGGCUUUCUCACCUUUACCCCAUGCACUCUUUCCUUCACUGCUGUCCCCCCACCCAUCGGUCAUCCCGCUGCAGCCCCUCUUCUAGUCAUCACUAUGAAAGGGAAAGAAAAUAUUCAUGUGAAAACUAUUGCUCUACAUGUUAAUGCUCAUCUAAGUGGAUAAUUGCCUAUUUAAAUGGUGGAAAUAAACUAGGCAAAAUAUGGCCUCAUUGAUAUGAAAUCAUUUACUGUAGGUGUAAUGAUGCAAAUAAAUUCUUAAGUUUCUGAUAUAUAAUAUUAGUAAGGCACUGAAUAGUUUGAAAAUCAAUAUAAUAUAUGCUGUAUAUUAAAAUGAUGUCUUAAAAGUAUGUAUAAUGUAUAUAAAAUAUAUUUAUAGUACUGUAAUUUAUGUUGUAAAGUAUGCUCUUUGUUUUUUUUUAACCUUUGUGUAUUUGCACCUAUUUAAUGUUUAGACAAAGCUGAUGGCACUAUGUUUUGUACCAUGUUCCUUGAAACUGUAAAUUCAGUGAAAAAAAUCUCUCUUGCAAUAAAUUUUUGUUAAAUAUUUAAGUAAAUCAAACCCUUGUUUUUAGUUGGUUUUCACUAUUUUGAGACUGUAUAGUAACAAUAGAUUUUGAAUUUAUACUGUUUCUUCUGUUUAUUGACAUCUCUGAACCUCAGAGGAUCAGCAAAAUAUCUUUGGCGCUCUGUCAAUACUUAAACUGUAAUACUAUCUUUCAGAAUAAGUUUAAGUCCGUUUGCUUUUCUGUUUGUCAUAAUGUUGCUUAUACUCAAAGUUUACUAUAUUUCAUGAACACUUGGCCCUCUAGAUAAUAAACCAUGGAAAUUCUUGUUAAAGUAAUGUUAGCAUUUGGUGCGGUGGGGGGGGCGAAUAACUACAAAACGUGCAAAGUAUUUAGUGUUGUUCCGGGAACUAUUAAACAGUACUAGUAGGUAAGAAAUAGCAAGUAACCAAUAUAAGUUCUUAUAACAUUUUUGUAUGUCAAAAUUAUCAAAUGUAUUGUGUUUAUUUUCAAUUGUUGCGGAGAAUAUACAUAUAUAAGAAUGUUGGCAUGGAUUAAGGAAUAGGUUUAAUUAAUCACUAACCAUUAUAUAACAUCUUGGGAAGAAUGGCAUAAAUACAAUCUGGAUAUACUCUUAAUUGAGAAUCUGGAAGUGGGAAAGAGAGUGAAUAAAUAACUGUUCCUUCUGCAAAUCUUUCUGGUAGUCAUGUUUCUAUCAUAUUUCCAAAUCACGCAGGAACAAUUAGAAAGUCUCCAUCCAUAUCACCCUUCCAGAUUCUGCUAUAUUUUUAAUGACCACUGCAUUCUUGUUCACUCAAGUGCUGCUUCUAUGUGUACUAAAGAAUAUAAUUAUUUAAUAGAAAACUAGGGAACAUCACACUUCCCACAAGAGUUUCUAAUGUGUACCUGCCUCAGUCCAUGCCACUGGUUAAGACAAAGUCUGCAUGCCUGGUGGAGAGGAUUCAACUCACCAUGUGCAAAUGAUAAUGGAUUAUGGUAGCCUAGCAAUGAAUCCAGGCAAAAGAGAGGCCAACUGAGUCCUUCUAAAGGAAGAGCAACUUUUAAGUGAUGCUGUAUUGAAGAAAUGCUUUUUCAUAAGCUUACUGUAAGAACUGGGUUUCCCUAAAAAUAUUGAGCAUAAGCAUAUAUUCCCAUAGCAGAAUAAUAUAUUGAAUUCUAUUGUAAGUAGAGUAACAGGGGGAAAAUCUAUGUUGUAUACUUUCUUGAUUAUGUGCCAUAAUAAUCAUUGAUUUAAAGGUUUUCCUGAAAAACGGUUGUGAAAGACUGCAUGAUUGACAAAUAAGAAGAAAAAUAAUAAAAGAAGAAAUU